AUGCAAGAUUCCACUAGUUUGGGCAACAAAAGCCGAGCCAUGAAAGCCGACUACACAAUGGAAAUGACCCCAAAGCUUUUAGUAUAUUUCGGCCACAAUCACUUGGCUAGUCAACAGCUCAAAGUCUAUAUUGAAGGCCUCCAUGGUACUGCCUGA
Sclerotinia sclerotiorum 1980 UF-70 is the source of this 156-nucleotide messenger RNA. RefSeq lists its product with no specific name. The transcript has 3 exons. NCBI's taxonomy places the organism in Eukaryota, Fungi, Ascomycota, Leotiomycetes, Helotiales, Sclerotiniaceae. Bases 1 to 156 code for a protein of 51 amino acids. The record is from RefSeq and is a predicted model, not a curated record.